AUGGCUCCUUCCAUCGCAUCCAUCAAGGCGUUAUUAGCACUUGCCGAACACUCCAAUUUUGAUAUUCACUUUUCCAUCACUACCCCCUAUGGCCUUGUUCUUGAACUAUCAGGCGACUCUCUUCAAGUUCGCUUGGCGGAGGACAAAGACCCGCUGUCUGCCACCCCUACGGCACCGGCCGAGUCCCAACUUCCAGUCACUCAGGCCAUCUCCGAGCCCCUAUCUAAGAUGGAGGAGGAAGAUUCCGUCCAUGAGCCGCUAGCAGAUACGCCUUUACUCCAAAUACACAAAGAGGCACCCUUGGAGUCGGAAGAUCAACUAGAAUCUGAAUCUCAAUUGAACGAACGGCUAGAACCCCAGGAGAAACACGGAUCUUCCCUGCCAGGAUACAAAUACUCCAUUUGGCCAGACUACGGAACCAAUUUCAUGUGGUAUACCUAUGGAUGGCCUGCAAACCCUGAAGGCGGCGAUAAUAUCGACGACGACGACUUGAAAGAGAGAUAUCCUGAAGCGUGGUUUAACGCUUAUACGGAUUGGUGGAAGCAGUAUACUGAAGCUUUCAUAGCCCAGGGGCUUGAUCAGGGUCACGAUAAUCCACUGUUCAAAACUGCCGAGGAAGAAAAUGUUUGGAACAUGGAAGGCGCGCUGUUGGCUGCAUGGCUGGCACUGCAAGACGGUGUACACGCGGUCAAUUACGCGCCUGAGAAUGUGGACCGUUACAAGUUCGAUUUUGAGCGCGACAGCAUCGGGAAGACUUUGGGAAACUUUCUUCAAUCCAUAAAGCUAGAUCAAAGACCAUUGUAG
Molecule: messenger RNA, 804 nt
Organism: Colletotrichum lupini
Lineage: Eukaryota; Fungi; Ascomycota; Sordariomycetes; Glomerellales; Glomerellaceae
Exons: 1
Coding region: 1-804 (267 amino acids)
Source: RefSeq, a predicted model, not a curated record